UCAUUCUUCGUUUCCUGUGCAGCUGCAGAUCUACACAGAUCAGGCUGUACCGGCAGCGGGGAAAGCACACGGUUCCGAUACCACCCCGCCAUCCCCCAAGAGCAGCCAUUUAACUCUGAGCAGGCACCGCGCUGGCCAUCUCCCCACGGGGUCCUUCGGGUCUGUCUGAAGUGAGUCUGGAGCCGGGCAAACCGGACCCGGCGGGAAGGACAACAACAACAAGAGGGCUGAAAAGAUGUCGGGGAUUGCCUUGAAUCGUCUCUCACAGGAAAGAAAGGCAUGGAGGAAAGACCAUCCAUUCGGAUUUGUGGCUGUGCCUGUGAAGAAUCCAGACGGCACAAUGAACCUGAUGAAUUGGGAAUGUGCUAUUCCAGGCAAAAAAGGGACAACUUGGGAAGGAGGCUUAUUUAAACUGCGGGUGCUUUUUAAGGAUGACUAUCCAUCUUCACCACCAAAGUGCAAAUUUGAGCCACCAAUAUUCCACCCGAAUGUGUAUCCGUCAGGAACUGUCUGUCUGUCAAUUCUAGAAGCAGAGAAGGACUGGAGGCCAGCAAUCACCAUCAAACAGGUAUUGUUAGGUAUACAAGAACUUUUAAAUGAACCAAACGUUCAGGACCCAGCUCAAGCAGAAGCCUACACAAUCUACUGCCGUCUGCAAACCACCUUCUGGAAGCAGUGACUGCACUGAUGCAGAUCUUCCCCACGUCAGCCAAUCAGCGUCACCACUCUGCUGUCCUCUUCCGGGUCUGGAUUUCUUCUCACUGUGUUCAAAGAGUGCGUGAGUGAAGCUGAUAGCAAUUUGAGUAUGAAGCCUGGGCAAAAGGCUUAGGGUCUGAGCCUAUGUCCAGUGACACACUGGCAUGUUCAUUGUUCUUUCUAUGUUUCGAGCAGAUUUUGGUGGUUUUCACCUGUGGGUUAUUAUGUAUGCAACAAUUAACAGAAUAGGAUUUAAUUUAUUUCACAGUUAAAUAAUGGCAUAAUGAAUUAUGUGUUCUUUUUUACUGGAUUUCUCAUUGAGGACUUGGUAAGAUUAAAAAAAAUUAAACAAUUUGUUUGAGAAGGGCCUGAGAGACAUGGGGAAGAAGGCCAGCAGCACUGAUCCACUAGUGAGGAGUGGGGUAGGGUUAGGGUUUCUUAACAAAAUCAGCCCUCUUUAUGCCUUUGUUAACAACUGUCUCUGGUUGAACCUCAUUCACUUAACAGGGCCUCAUCUUGUCCCCAUUCUGUAGAUUAUAUUACUUUGCAUGGUUAGUGGCCAGCCAUGAACAUCUGGUGGGUAACACUGUAUUCCUUUCGCAGCCAAAACCGAGUGGAAUACGACAAGAGGAUUCGUGCACAGGCCCGACGGUUUACACCAACAUAAGUGUGAGCUAGGCUGGGUUAUGGAAUGGAUAACAGAAGAUGCCAGGGAAUUUGUUCAGCAAGAUCUUUUUUAUUUUACAAAAGUGACCAGGUUUUAAAUUGGGCCUUUGUUUUAUAAAGUCCCAGUAUAUUCUUUCUACCAGGAACCAUCUAAUGACUGACAUUGUUUAUUUCCCUUUCCUCCAGUCCAGAUUUUUGAUUUUUUUUCCCCUAUUGUUGCCCCCUGUUGUGGAAAUGAACCUGGUCAUUUGAUGAGCCAGAUACUUGCUGACAUGGCUUGACCCACAAUCUUUUCAGGAUCCUGGCCGACAAUUUGUAUUUUUGAUGGUAUAUGACAAAAUAUAAAGAUGAAAUAGACUUGCUUUUAUUUUAAUAAGGAAGAAGCUGAUAUUCCGAGUGCUGUAAAAUGUUAAACUUUUAUACUUACCAUAAUACACAAGCACAUAUAGUAAUACCACCUUCAUUCAAUAUUGUCAGUGUUUAAAGAGAAUAUUGUUUGUGUUGUGUUGUUUACCCAGAUCAAGAAGUUCAUUUAAGCAUCCUAUGCUUAUUUUAUGCUUCACCAGGAAGUGAGCUGGACUCCCAUCUGACAGUCUGUUCUGCCUUUUCCCUAUUUACACAAUCUUGUAUCCAUCUGUGUCUUAGAAAUAUAAUAAAGGAGUCAUCCAAGAUGUUCUAUUGCA
Molecule: messenger RNA, 2045 nt
Organism: Rhincodon typus (whale shark)
Lineage: Eukaryota; Metazoa; Chordata; Chondrichthyes; Orectolobiformes; Rhincodontidae
Product: SUMO-conjugating enzyme UBC9-A-like
Exons: 7
Coding region: 236-679 (147 amino acids)
Biological process (GO): protein sumoylation
Cellular component (GO): nucleus
Molecular function (GO): SUMO conjugating enzyme activity
Source: RefSeq, a predicted model, not a curated record